Durusdinium trenchii is the source of this 1815-nucleotide messenger RNA. Lineage: Eukaryota; Dinophyceae; Suessiales; Symbiodiniaceae. The record is from the annotation of a GenBank genome assembly.
AUGACCAAGGCGGAGGAGAAGUUGCAAGGGCGGCCCUCCAGUGUGGGAGACUUCAGCCAUCCUGGGCAAUUCCAGAUCGUUCGAGAUCUACACAGCAGCCCGACUGGCUCGGUGCAUUUGGCGAAGAUCAAAGCACCCACCUCACUGGUCUCUGAAGUCGUCCUGAAGACACGCAAAGUUGCAGAGCUUGGCAAGGCCAAAGACAUGCUGAACGAGUUCGAGGUCAUGAAAAAGCUGAGCCAUCCAAAUAUUAUUCGAUGUUAUGGGUACUUCUGGGACUAUCCGACGCAGUCGUUGUACAUUGUUCUCGAAUAUGCUAAUCGAGGAGAUCUUCACUCUGAACUACAGAAUCGGAAGCGCCUCGGGAAGCACUUUGGGAACGAAGAGGUGUGGGACAUCUUGGCGCAGGUGCUGUUGGGUUUGCGCCACAUCCACGCUCGUGGCAUCGUGCAUCGCGACCUGAAGACCAUGAACCUUCUCUUGAAUGACAAGGGUGUCAUCAAACUGGGUGAUUUUGGUGUAAGCCGCCAGAUGUCGGAGCAUACUAUGCAACUGCAGUCCUUCUACGGCACGCCGCUGUACCUGUCGCCUGAGUUGAUCGAAGGGCGUCCUUACACGCAAUCCACAGAUCUUUGGUCCAUGGGCGUGGUGCUUUACGAGCUGCUCUCGUUGGAAUUGCCCUUCAAAGGCAACAACCUCCAGGACAUCGUCUCCCAAGUUCUCACGGGUCGCUACGCACCGCUGCCCGCCUUUCGUGGUCAGGAGCUCUCCGAGGCCGUGCAAUCACUCCUCACGCGAGACAUGCGGCAGCGACCAAGCGCUGAGCAAUUGCUAAGACGCCUAGAGAAGCUCGGGAAAAUCCGACGGCAGAAGAUAGAGGAGCCCAAGAAAGUUGAGCCGGACAAAGAGAACCGCUCUCCACCAGUCGAGGAACAGGUGGUGAGGGUCCGCCGGCGACCGAGCUCUGCGCCGCACGGGCAGGUUCGCUCGAAGCCACCACCAGCAGCAGGUGGAGGUGCUGUGGUGGAGGCAAUAAAGCCACCUGUUGCUCGCCGUGACGAGCGCUGGGAGCAGCGGCGGCAGGCGCAUGUUCCAGCGCUGUACGCGAAGGAGAAGUUGCAAGGGCGUCCAUCAAGCGUGGGAGAAUUCAAUCAUCGAGAGCAGUUCCAGAUCAUCAAAGAUCUGCAAAGUAAUGUCAGUGGAUCUGUCCAUUUGGCUAAAGCCACUGGUGGAGUCGACGUGGUGGUCUUGAAGCGCCGGAAGGUGCCAGAGCUGGGCAAAGCUAAAGAUAUGCUCAACGAGUAUGAGGUGAUGAAGAAGCUGAACCAUCCAAACAUCAUCCGCUGCCAUGGAUACUUUUGGGAUUUUCCAUCUCAGUCGUUGUAUAUAGUUUUGGAAUAUGCUAAUCGCGGCGAUCUACACUCUGAAUUGCAGAGCCGCCGUCGCCUGGGAAAACAUUUUGGGGACGAAGAGGUUUGGGAUAUCUUGGCCCAGGUGCUGCUGGGUUUGCGACACAUCCAUGACCGAGGCAUUGUCCAUAGGGACAUCAAGUCUAUGAACCUCUUCCUAACAGACGAAGGUGUCAUCAAAUUGGGUGACUUCGGCGUGUCGCGGCAGAUGUCGGAGAAGACCCUUUGCUUGCACUCUUUCUAUGGAACACCCUUGUAUUUUUCUCCGGAAAUCAUUGAAGGACGUCCUUAUUCGCAUUCCACGGAUCUUUGGUCUUUGGGCGUGGUGCUUUACGAACUCCUCUCCUUGGAGUUACCCUUCAAAGGCCCAAGUCUCCAGGACCAAACGAAAAGGCCCCGUUCGUAG